Molecule: messenger RNA, 9175 nt
Organism: Carassius auratus (goldfish)
Lineage: Eukaryota; Metazoa; Chordata; Actinopteri; Cypriniformes; Cyprinidae
Product: ankyrin repeat domain-containing protein 26
Exons: 45
Coding region: 438-7451 (2337 amino acids)
Molecular function (GO): protein binding
Source: RefSeq, a predicted model, not a curated record
AUUCCGUCUGAAAACACAGCAAAACAUAACGAGUUCCGUUUUGUUUAUAUAAAUCUCGUUCAUUUUAUUAAACACAAAACCAGAUCAUUUUGACACUUCUUAAAAUUUCCCAGAAGUUUUGUACCUAGUACAACAUUUUAAAAUUAAUUAUUAUGAUUAAACACGAGCUUCGCGUUGUUACCAUAGUAACAGAAGCCGCUAGCUUGCUGCUAGCGUCGUAAACGGCUCAUCCUCCGAUUCGUCUUAGUCGAUAACGAGCAUCAUUUCUAAUCUUUUCGUGUCUUAUUUUUCGUCUAAAAUAUAAACACUAGACACCCCACACCGAAACGACAAUGUAGGAUGUAUUUUUAGCAGAUGGAUCAGACAUAUGCAGGGCGAUCAGGACCUGAAGCUCAGGUGAACGACAGUCUUCUGAUGGAGAUGUGCCUUCACACAUCAUGAAGAAAAUCUUCAACUUCAAGAAGAAGAAGGGCUCCCGCAGUCCCUCGGAGACGGGGAGCGUGUUGUCGGCCAGCUACGAUUUGAAGGAGAAAGACCUCGCCAAGAUCCACAAGGCUGCGUUCAGCGGAGAUGUGGCCAAAAUCAGACAGCUGGCCAAAAAGAAUGACUUAAACCAGCUGGAUAAGGAGAACAGAACUGCGCUGCACAUCGCUUGUGCCUGCGGACACACAGAUGUGGUUCAGUUCUUGGUGGAGAGCAAAGCGAAGCUGAACUUAUGUGACAAUCAGAACCGCUCCGCCUUAAUGAAGGCGGUUCAGUGUGAACAAGACCGCUCCGUCUCUUUGCUCCUGGAACAUGAGGCUGACCCCAACCUGGUGGACAUCAAUGGAAACACGGCAUUGCACCUGUCCGCCCGUAUCCCCUCCCUCCCUGUGGCUCUGCAGCUCCUGGAGCACUCCGCCAACAUCAACGCACAGAACAAGGAUGGCAACACUCCACUGAUGCUGGCUGUGAUGGAAAACCAUGCAGACAUGACCGAGCUUUUAUUGAAAGAGGGAGCAGAAGUCAAUGUCAAGAACCAGGAGCAACGGUCUGCGUUGAUGAUAGCUGCAUGCAGUGGACAAAUCAGCAUGGUGCGUUUACUCCUGCAGUACGACGCUGACAUCACGGUGAAAGAUGAUAAGGGCUGGUCUUCUGAUGAUUAUGCCGUCAUGAAUGGACAUCACGCAUGUUCACAUCUGAUUAUUGAGCAUGGGACGAAGAGAAGAUCCCUUCAGUCUCCUUCCCAUUUCACUGGCAGCAAAAAGAAACCCACGUCUGUUCUCGGCAGCCCUGGUGGUAUUGGGGCUGGUUUGGCUUUGGGAGGACCAGCUCUGGAUAAAGAUGCAGCAGGAAGCAGCUCUGCAGGAGCAGGGAAAGAUACAGAGGAACAUUCUCACACAGAAUCCAUUAGCAGGGCAUCAAAAAGUGGUGCUGCUGAUUCCUGGCCUUCAUCAGAUGAUGAUGAUGAUGAGUUAGAUUUGAGCCCAAAGAAACAUAAAGUAAACUUGAAGAAACUCAUAAGCUCCACGAAAAGGGAAAAAGUAGAAGUCAUAGUGGAUCGGGAUGCAGACAAAUCCUGGAGCGGAUCAGAGUCCGAACCAGACAGUGGGAAUAAGGGUGAAAUCCACCGUCCACUGUCUAGACCACUCCCAUCCAGCAGCACCGCCCUCCACCCCCCUGUAGCAACCCCACCUGCCUCUUUACCCCACCCACCCCAGAUGAGCUCCACCCCCUUCAGCAGCACCCUUAAGGAAGAGGAUUCCACUGAGGAAGAGGAGGAUGAAGAAGAUGAGGAUGAGAGGGAAGAACUGGAGGAAAUGUGCGACAAGGCUAAAGAUCCUCAAAAUGGUGCUACUAGCAAAGAAAAACGAAGAGAUUUCCUUUCAGAACUGGGACUCGAAAAGGAAGAUGAAAAUGACGACUCUCCCUGGGAUUCAGAGUCCGGUUCUGAGAGCCCACAGAAGAAACAAGCCAGUGAUCUACACACUCCUGCCAAAUCACAUCGAUCUAUGUCCAGUAUUUGUGAGGAGAACACUGAAGACUUCUUAUACGUCCCCUCCUUCGUAAGAGGAGGGAGGAACAGUAAUUUAGUGGGAAGUUUAGGCCAGCCAGGAGCGUGCAGGCCGAUGGUUUUAAGAAAGGAUGAGGAUGAUGAAGAAGAGAAGGAAGCUGAAAUACCACCUAAAGUGGUCAAAAGAGAGACGGUGUCUGUUCUUAGUAAGCUGAUGGAUUCAAAAGAAGCUAAUAAGAAAACAGAUCUGAUGGAAGAGCUUGGUUUGGGGGAUGCUGAUGAUCUUGAAGAUGCUUCAGACUGGGACUCUGCCAGUACCACCAGCAAAGCCAGUAAGAAAUUCCCAGUUCAUAAACUGGACGAGGAACCCGUCUUUGAAAGCCCAGCAGCUUCCGUACUACCCAUAACAUCCGAGGAGCAGGACAUGGACACAAGGGAACAUAAAGAAGCCAGUCCAGAGAGAAACAAACCCACAAUCUCAAGCACAACACCUCAACCUAGUCCACGUUCUCUCAACCCAAACGCCAGCUCAAAACCGCAAGCUCUGCCACGACUGCGCUUGGACUCCAGUCAGAGGCUGGAGAGUGAAGAAUCGGACUUGGAUUUGGAAACUUCCAGUCCAGCCAAGAUGACGAAUUCACUGCCAAAUGUGGCUGAGCCUGAUGCAGUUCAUCGGCAGGAACCCAAAGCUGAAGAUGUCGAGAGUGAAGAUAGUUCUUACGCAAGUGAAGAUGCAGAUCAGGCAAGAGAGGCAUUACAAGCGUCUUCUGUAGACAUUAAUAGACCGUCUAACCUUGAACCACAGGAGCGCCCAAGCUCUCCUAGAGAGGACGAACCAGAGGAGAAAUCUGAUGAGAUUCCCUGGGAGGAACGCUAUGAGAAAAUAUGGGUGGAGAAAGACAAAAAGGAGACCAAGUCUCAGUACAAAAACGUGGCCGCUGAACUAAAAGAGAGGUUCGGCGAACUGGAGCACAAGGAACCGCUGAGUGACCUUUCGGAGCAGGAGUGGAAAGAAGAUGAACAGGGUGAUGAAGAGGAAAAGAAAGAGGUGGAAAAGGAAGCAGAUGAUGAAGACUCCAGCGAGGAAGAGGGAGAGUCAAUAGUGCGGCUCACCACACGGGCGAGAAGUGCCAUACUUUUGCCCAUCCCAGAGCAGAGAGAGUCCGGCCUGGAGGACUCGCAGUCUGAAAGUGUCCACCGCACGGUUAGUGUUGAGGUCAGCGAUGCAGAGCUUCCCAGUGACCAGCACGACCCUCAAAUCAUCCCAGAAGCCCUAACGGAAGAGACCCAGGAGCCAGAGAACCGAACCAAUGGAAGCAAAGAUAAGUGUCCACUAGAAUCUGCAAGCAACAUAGAACCCGGAGAACUUCACAAACCUUCAUUGCUUGUUGAGAAUGAGCUACAAGUCUCACCCAAAGUUCUAGACGUGCCCUCUUCUGACUCCAUGGGCCUGUGGAAGUCCAGACUUGAGGGUAAUAAGGAACAGUUGGAUAGUAUGAAGGGAGAACACCUGCCCAGUGCUUUAUGGGAUACUAGAGGAACCAGAGAACGAGGUGAACUUGACCAAGGAAAAGGGAAGAAAAUUGACAACAACUCUGGGAACCUGAGACCUCAACAGAAAGGGAUGGAUGACGGCAGGUCUUUGGGAAGAGAGGGUAGUGUUUCACCAAGACAUCUGACAAGAAGUCCAAGAAGUACUGACAGGGCACGACCACACGGUGAGGAAGAUGAAGAGGAGGAAAAGAAAACUGUAGGUAGCCAAGCCAGAAAUCUCCGUGUAGCUCCUCCUCUGCAGGGCAAACCCUCCCGACCUGCGACCCGCCAUAACGGAGACCUCGAGUCUGUCUUUGAUGAUAGUACUUUAAGUGAGCUAUCGGAAGAGGACAGGAGAUCCCCAUCUUCAAGGCGUAAGAAAGAGCAGAGUACUGGAGAGCUGGAGAUGGGGGAUGAUUUUGAAGAUCUCACCCAGUCUUCUGACACAGCCACUGAGGAACUAGAGACUCCAGUAUCUGGAUACCACAAUGCAUCUCUGCUCUUCAAACAGCUGGACUCCAGCUAUCUGGACUCUGUGAGUGUGGUGAAACUACAGAACAUGUUUCAUGAGUACGAACGCACCAUCCAGAGGGAGAGAGACCGACACAGCCGUCUGGCGGAUAAAACCUCUCAGCUGGAGCAGGAACGCAACAAGCUCAAGAUCCUGCUGGAUGAGAUCAGAGGCAGCAAGACGGGCCUGGAACAUCUCAAACUGGAGCUGGAAACGGACAUGAACAAUCUCAAGUUCCUGUUGAGACAGGAACAGGAGAAGCAUCAGAGCGCUCACAUGCUGUAUAAUAAAACCCGUGAGCAGCUCCAGAGGAAAGAGGAGCAGCAGCGAGCCGAGGCCGAGGAGCGCCAUAAAGCCGAGCUGAAAGUCCGUAGUUUGGAACUGGAGAUCAGAGCUCUGAAGAACAGCAUCAAACAGCUCGAGGAGGACAGAGAUGAGUCUCAGCGUCUUCUGUCACAUGAGCGCAGUGCUCGCGCCCUACAGGAGGAGCUACUCAACAACCAUCUGCGUAAGCAGCAGAACAUUGAAGAGGAGAACCUUCGAAACCUCAACAAGAGCAAUGAGGCCAUGUCCCAGCUCACAGAGGCAUCGGAUCGUGAGCGAGAGUUGAUGCAACAAAACCGAGUCCUACAGGAUGAUCUGAACACUGCUCGGGCCGAGCUGGACCGCUCACAGUGCCACAGCCGACAGGAGGAGUCCCGGCUGGCGGAGGAGAGAGACGCUCUUCGUGAGAGACUGGAGGAUGCCCGCAGGGACAUGAAGCUGAGCGAGGAGGCCUUGGCCCAGACUGUGUUCCAGUACAACGGCCAGCUGAGCGCACUGAAGGCCGAGUGCUCAGUGAUCACGGCUAAACUGGAGCACGAGAGGCAAGUGAGGCAGCAGCUGGAGGCCGAGGCCGAGGCAAGCAGGGGACGACUGCAGGCAGCACUGCAGGAGGCAGAGAGAUGCCAGGCAUCACGCACAGAUGCAGAGCGCUCUCUCCAGCGAGACCGUGAGGAGCACCAGCGGGCGCAGGAAAAGCACAUCUUUGAGUCCAGUACACACCGGGACACCAUCCAGUCCCUGUCCCAGAAACUCAGCAAGGCCGAGGCGCGUGCCAACAGCCUGGAGAACGAGUGUCACCGCAGCGCUCUGACCAUCGCUGAGAAGGGCGUACUGUUGGAGACUCUGGCCCGGGAGAAAGACCAGGCCCUGGCCAAACUCAAAGAACUGGAGACCACGGUCCUGAGCGAGCGGGAGCAGGCCAGCCGUGCGGGAGCCAGACAGGAAGCAGUGCAGGAGAGACUGGCCCAGGCUCAGAGUGAGAGCGCACUGCUACGACAGCAGCUGGAGGAGGCGCUCAACAAGGGCUCGGCCAAGGAGAGAGCUGUUACAGAUGUGCAACAAAACUUCGCCGAAAUGCUGAACCAGUUACGUGCAGACGGAGAGGAGAGAGUCCACCUGGUGGAGGAGAGAAGCAAAGAGCUGGCAAAGACAAACAGCGAGCUGAGAGAUCAGAAUUACAAACUAGAGCAGGAGAAAGCUGAUCGAGAGAGCUCUCUGAGGCAGCUGCAGCAGGAACUGGCCGACUGUCUGAAGAAGCUGUCCAUGUGUGAGGCUUCUCUGGAGGUCAACACACGCUACCGUAAUGAUCUGGAGGAAGAGAAGCUGCGCACACACAAGGACAUGGACAGAUUGAGGGGAAAGCUGCAGGAGUCUGAGGAAGUGUACGUCCAGGCAGAGAGACGCAUCAGCCAGCUGAAGAGCUCUCUGGACGACAAAGAGCGAGAAGCCUGCAGUACCGCUCAGAAACUAGAGGAGGCGCUAGCUGCUUCCACAAGCAAAGAGCAAACCAUUAAACAGCUGGAGGAGGCGGUGCAGAGGUUAGAGAUCGAGAACGCCAGACUGGAGGCCACGGCCAAACAGCAGACCAACCGCAUCGAGGUGCUUCAGAAGGGCGUUCAGGAGGGCACGGUGCUAUCAGGCUCAUCACCUGGAGAAGGGGUCAGGAAUCGUUUGGAAGACAUCGUCACAAACCUGCAGAGCAGUAAGAUGACGCUAGAAGAACAACUCAACCGAGAGGUACAGAAGCAGAGUAUGCUAUCCCAUAAUGCCCAGGACUCACAAGCACUGUGGGAGGAGGAGCUAAAGGGCCGCUCCCGACUGGGACUCCGCCUCUCAGAGCUGGAGAAAGAGAAAGGAGAACUGACCAAUCAGAUGGAGCUCGAGAAGAAAAAGGCCAAAAAACUAUCCGAGCAGAAGAAAUCUGUGGACACUCGUCUGGAGCAGGAGAUGAAGAGAAACACAGACCUUCAGAAAGAAAUGUACAGGUUGAAAACUCUGUUGAAGACGGCUAAGAAGCAGCUGCGUGAACCGGGCGGUGGACAGCUGGACUCUUCUCUGGGCAGCUUCAGAGGAGACAUGAGCCACCGGCUGGAGGCUGAGAGCGCCGUCAGCAGAAUGAAGACCCGGGUGGAUGAGCUGCAGUCUCAGUACGAGCGGGAGGCAUCACGCUGCUCGCGGCUGGAGGAAGUGAACAGACAGCUGAAGGAGAAGCUGUCGUCUGUGAAGAGCCUGAGCCGAAGCCACGAGCAGCUGGAGCGCAGUAAGAGGCAGCUGGAGGAGGAGGUGUCCAGUCUGCGCCGGCAGCUGGAGGCCGGUGUGAUGGACCAGAGCCAGGCCGAGCAAUACCGCAGGGAGACGGAGGAAAGAGCCCGACAGGAGAUCCGGCACAAACUAGAGGAGGUCAACCUGUUCCUGCAGACGCAGGCGGCGUCUCAGGAAGCUCUGGAGCAGAUGAAAGCUGCUAAUGAGGCCAGUCAGCGCGCUCAGCUGGAGCAGCGCAUCAGGGAUCUGGAGGGAGAACUCAGCCGUUUACGCAGUAUUCAGCAGGACAGUCUCGUUCAGAGAGACUCCAGCAACACAGAGCUGGAGCGCUACAAACAGCUGUACGGCGAAGAGCUCCGCCUCCGCAAGAGUCUGGCUGCCAAACUAGAAAGGUCGAAUGAGCGGUUAGCGGAGGCCAACACUAAACUCCUGAGCGAGAGGCAGCGCAGUAAAUCCCUGCUCACCAGCAGUAUAGUGAACGGUGGUUUAGGGGGUCCCGCUCUGGAUAUGGCAUCUCUGGGCUCUGUGGGGGCAUACGGAGCCUCUCUGGGACCCCUAAACAGAAGCCUGGGCCUCGGGACGCCUCUGCUGGGUACGGUAGGGGAAUCGCAGAGCAGCCGUGUAGAGGCCUACCUGGCGAAGAUGCAGACGGAGCUGGAGAAGAACAUAUCGAAGGAGCUGGACUAUGAAGGAGGAAGUGCCCGCAUGUCUCCUGUAGGAUCGGCCUCUGGCUCACAGAACCUGAACCUGACCCUGGAGCAGCCCGACCCCGUCAGCAGAGCCACUCAACAAUACCUGGAGGUGCUGAAGAAGAACUACAUGAUCUGACAUGACCCACUGAUGAGCCUCCCUAAAAGCCCUGUGGAGUUUGUUUACUAAAGCUGCUGUUUUAAAGUACAGUGCCUCUGUGGUCUUUAAUGAAUGGAACUGCUACUGUUCUCCCAAACAUUUGCCUGCCAUCUAAAAAUGAGUUUAUUUCUUCAUUAGAACAGAUUUGGAGAAAUGUAGCAUUGCAUCACUUGUUAUGAAUGGGUGCCGUCAAAACGAGAGUCCAAAAAAACUCACAAUAAUCUACAAGUGAUCUCAUUCUGACGGCACCCAUUCACAUCCAUUGGUGAGCUAGCGAUGCAAUGCUACAUUUCUCCAAAUCUGAUGAAGAAACGCACUCAUCUACAUCUUGGAUGACCUGACGAUGCGUUUAUUUUCAGUUUGGGCUGAAUUAUUCCUUUGGUGGCUAAGUCUACCUGAACAUGUUUUUCAGAGUUUGCUGUAAAAACACCAGCAAGGGCCAAGCUUUCAACACUACCAUCAGUUUGUGAUCUUUAACCGAGUGUGACAAUGCACUUUAGUGCCUCAGGAGCAAAUGAUCUGAGGUUUGGAGGUACAUGUGAAGUGCUGCUUCCAGUGUUGUGUCUCCAUUGCAAAAACUCAUGUGUGGGUUUAGUUUAUAUGUGGAUAUAUAUAUAUAUGUGUGCAUUCUGGCUGCUUUAAUAGUCGAGGCAUAUUAUAAAGAGUGUCACACUUGUACUGUUAAUAUUAUUGCCAAGUAAUGAAAGUGGUACAUUCUAGACUAUCGUGCAAUAUACUCAACGUAUUUUAGUCUCAAACGACCAAACUCUGAUUUGGAGAUGUUUUUGGGAAAUGAAUGCUGUGCUUGAAUGAGAGUGUGACCGUGCUCAGGAUCAGUCUUCUCGUGUGUGUGUGUGUGUGUGUGUGAGUGUGUGAAUCUCUGGAGUUUCAGAUGUUGCAUAAAUUAUAUAUUGCAUUGUUAAACUUUUUUUUUAAUGAUUUCUUUUAUAUUGUGAUAUUUUCCUGACAGUUAAGCACAGUUUACCUCCAAAUUCUCAUUACUGAAAUGAAAAAAUGAUUAAAGUGUGUGUGUGCACACGUGUGUAAAAAAUAUAUUAUAUAGAAACAAAUAUAUGAAAAAUUAGGUUUAUUGUUAAUUACAAAAACUGCCUAACUUUAAUUUGGAUAAUCUCAAUAAAUCAAUGUUUUUUGCAUUGUGAUAUUUUCAUUUAAACAGACGAUUAAACUGAUUUUACCCCACAUCAGCAUUGCUAGAAUUAUUAUUUUUUCUAUUUAGAAAAACCUAACCCUAACCCUAAAAAACCCUAACCCUAACACACACACACACACACACACUUUUGUUGUGUUAAUGACUGUUGGGAGGGAAAAUGUGUUCAAUUGUUAAUUGUUCAAAAAGUCUUAAAAAUGAUCUUUGUUUUAUCCACAAUGUUGUUUUUGUGCGCGUGUGGUGAAAUAUGACAUAGCAUGUUUUUAAUAGUUUUCAUCAGAUUCAUCUGUAUGUUUUAGUUUUUGACUGAAAUCUGUACCGUCUCUUCCAAGCAUUUCAGUCUUGUUUUGGUCUUGAAAUGUUUUAGCUGUUUAACUCGAGACGUUUCAUAGCUACAAAAUGAACAUUGGGAAUUUGUUGUGUUUGUUAUCGUCUCAGACCAGUGGAAAACAGUGAAUCACUUUCAUUAUGAAUACAGAAAUACACCUUUAUUUAUCUAAUGAGUGAACACGAAUAAACACUCAGUUCUGUGACA